Messenger RNA from Rhinolophus ferrumequinum (greater horseshoe bat), 4082 nucleotides. It is a transcript of the gene TXNRD3, whose product is annotated as thioredoxin reductase 3. Gene Ontology annotation, cellular component: mitochondrion; cytosol. The transcript has 16 exons. Gene Ontology annotation, biological process: cellular response to oxidative stress; glutathione metabolic process; cell redox homeostasis. Gene Ontology annotation, molecular function: thioredoxin-disulfide reductase (NADPH) activity; glutathione-disulfide reductase (NADPH) activity; flavin adenine dinucleotide binding. The record is from RefSeq and is a predicted model, not a curated record. Lineage: Eukaryota; Metazoa; Chordata; Mammalia; Chiroptera; Rhinolophidae. The coding region runs from base 405 to 2126 and encodes 573 amino acids.
GGGCGGGGCGGCGCCGAGGGGAGCGAGAGUCUUGCCGACCUGUGUGGGGUGUGUGCGCAGCGUUUGCGGUUCCCCCUUCCAACCACAGUCCCCACACCUCAGCCCCCGCGCCUCCGCCCGCUUAUCCGUGUCUGAGCAGGCCCGGCCCGGCCGGAAGCGACAUCGAGAACCUGGCGCAGCCGCCGCCACCGCCGCCGCCGCCGUCGCGGGCCCAGACGGCGCCAGGGCCAGUGAAGGUGGGCGCCGUACCCAACCGCCGUCUGGGCAGCGUCCGCGGCGUGCCAGGGUCGUCGCCUCCGGGGCGCCGGGCCCGCCCGUGGUUCCCCGGAAUCAGCUGCACGUCCGCUGAGGCCCGCGAGGAGCUACGGCGCCGCCUCCUGGGCCUCAUUGAGGACAACCGAGUGAUGAUCUUCAGCAAGAGUUACUGUCCGCACAGCACGCGGGUUAAAGAACUCUUUUCUUCUUUGGGAGUUGAAUAUAAUAUCUUGGAACUUGAUCAAGUUGAUGAUGGGGCCAGUGUUCAAGAAGUGCUGUCAGAGAUCACUAAUCAGAUAACUGUACCCAAUGUUUUUGUGAAUAAAGUACAUAUGGGUGGAUGUGAUCGAACUUUCCAGGCACAUCAGAGUGGUUUAUUACAGAAGCUUCUUCAGAAAGAGUCAGCAUAUGAUUAUGACCUCAUUGUCAUUGGUGGCGGUUCUGGUGGCCUUGCAUGUGCUCAGGAAGCUGCCAUUUUGGGAAAGAAAGUUAUGGUGCUAGACUUUGUGGUCCCAUCACCUCAGGGCACAUCCUGGGGUCUUGGCGGUACAUGUGUAAAUGUAGGCUGUGUUCCUAAGAAACUGAUGCAUCAAGCUGCCCUUUUGGGGCAGGCAUUAAGUGACUCAAGGAAAUUUGGCUGGGAAUAUAAUCAACAAGCGAAGCACAACUGGGAGACCAUGACAGAAGCGAUUCAGAACCACAUCGGCUCUCUCAAUUGGAGCUACAGGGUGUCUUUGAGGGAGAAGGCUGUGGCCUAUGUAAAUUCCUAUGGAGAAUUUGUCGAACAUCAUAAAAUAAAGGCAACCAAUAGAAAAGGACAGGAAACUUGUUAUACUGCUGCAAAAUUUGUCAUAGCAACAGGUGAAAGGCCACGGUAUUUAGGAAUCCAAGGAGACAAAGAAUACUGUAUUACUAGUGAUGACCUUUUUUCUCUGCCUUAUUGCCCUGGCAAAACGUUAGUAGUUGGUGCAUCUUAUGUGGCUCUGGAAUGUGCAGGAUUUCUUGCUGGCAUUGGCUUAGAUGUCACAGUUAUGGUGCGUUCAGUGCUUCUUCGUGGAUUUGAUCAAGAAAUGGCAGAGAAAGUGGGUUCCUACAUGGAACAACAUGGUAUUAAGUUCUUAAGAAAAUUUAUACCAGUGAUGGUUCAACAGUUGGAGAAAGGUCUACCUGGAAAGCUGAAAGUGGUGGCUAAAUCCACUGAAGGACCAGAAACUAUGGAAGGAGUAUAUAACACAGUUUUGUUAGCAAUUGGUCGUGACUCCUGUACAAGGAAAAUAGGCUUGGAGAAGAUCGGUGUCAAAAUCAAUGAGAAGACUGGCAAGAUACCAGUAAACGAUGUGGAACAGACCAAUGUGCCCUAUGUUUAUGCUGUCGGGGAUGUUCUGGAGGGUAAACUUGAACUCACUCCUGUCGCCAUUCAGGCGGGCAAGCUGUUGGCUCGAAGACUUUUUGGGGAUCAUUUAGAAAAGUGUGAUUAUAUUAAUGUUCCAACUACAGUGUUUACUCCUCUGGAAUACGGCUGCUGUGGAUUAUCGGAAGAGAAAGCUAUUGAAGUAUAUAAAAAAGAGAAUCUGGAAGUAUAUCAUACUUUUUUUUGGCCUCUUGAGUGGACAGUAGCUGGCAGAGACAACAAUACUUGCUACGCAAAGAUAAUUUGCAAUAAAUUUAACAAUAAUCGGGUGAUAGGAUUUCAUAUUCUUGGACCGAAUGCCGGUGAGGUUACCCAAGGAUUUGCAGUUGCAAUGAAAUGUGGGCUCACGAAGCAGCUACUUGAUGACACUAUUGGAAUUCACCCCACAUGUGGUGAGGUAUUCACCACUUUGGAAAUCACAAAGUCAUCGGGAUUAGACAUCUCCCAGAAAGGUUGCUGAGGCUAGACCUGCUGCUGUCCAGUCUCCCUUAUCUAUUCCUAUUUCUUUCAAAGAUAAGAACGCUCUUGGAUAGUGAGUCUGUGCUCAGGGCACCUGUUCUGUUGCAUAGGGCCCAGUGCAGGGCUUUCUUCACAAACACAUGAGCACGUAGACAAGGAGACAGGUGGCAGCGGUCAUCUACUCAGCAGUCUCAGCUGACUGGGACAGGCAGUUACACUGCUUACUUGACGUCUUAGCUCAGAACCCCAAGUGAGGUGAGCUAAGAUUGACACUCUGCCCACUCAGAACUGAGCUUCCCUCUGAAAGACCUUUUAAUCGCACAACUAAUCUAACUUUUCUGGUUGCUAAUGUUUUUAUCCCCUUGCUUCCUUGUUUCUAUGAAAAUAAUUUCUCAGUUAUGAAACUGAAAUAGCAGUCUUCCAGUGUGUGGACAUGGGAUUCACAUGUGGUCACUGGUGAGUGGUAUCUGUGGAAAUGCCCUCGAGUGGCUGGCUGCAGAGGACUGGGGUGCAUUAGGAGACAGGUGCACACACUGAAUAGAGUUUAGUUAGCUGUUUUCUCCUUUGAGUCCAUUUUUACCCACCGUCAGAAACCUGCCUCCUGCUUCACCUUCUCCUGGUUUCCUGAUGGUGCCCACCUUGGAGUUGUUCUCCUCUUCGUGUCUUCAGACUGAGCAGAAUAUCUCAUGUCAGAGAGAGCUCGAUUUUUUUUUAUUCAUGUUGAUCUUAAGAAUAAUAUUAAAAUGUUUUCAAUACUGUAUUAUGUGAACUCUAAUUUAAAACUUUAAAAUGACUCAGUCCACAAACUUCUAAAGUCAAGUUCAGUAAAUAGGUGAUUCAAUAAAUAGGAGAUUCCAUUUGAAUUUACAAAUCUGUCAGCAUCUAACAGGUCCUUGCAGUGAGAGGCCUAUCCAACGUUCUUGGAAAAUUAUUUUCUUGAGAAACACAGCACACAGUCCAACUCAAGGCUUUUUUAGAUUGCACUUGCUCUCUUGACUAGUACACUAGCCAUUAGCCCACUGCCAUAAGAUUGGAGAGUUCUAUGGUCAGAAUUUCUAAGCAUAUUUGUUAAGAGAAAAAUUUGAAGCCAGUAAACAAUUAGGGAACUCCAUCUGUAUAUGGAAAAUUUUGCUGCUCGCUCUGGAGGCAGGAAGUGGAGUGGGGAUGGGGACCCAAAGAUAAUUGACAUAGGAUCCCAUUAUUGAGUUGCUGUUUUACUGGGUUGUUGUACUUUUACUGAAAAAAGUACAAAUGUAACUGUCAAAAAAAGUCAAGCAGGAGUAGCAAUUGCUAUAACUGAGGUAGAAACAAUGCAGUGGGAAACAGGAAAAUGUUACUAACUGCUAUUGUAUGUGGGGAAGUGUGGGAUAAUUGAACAGAGUUUAAUGGAAGCAGCAAUAUUUGAGCUGAAUCCUGAAGAAUGAAUAGGAUUUCAAAGAUAUGGAGAAGGCUCUGAAUAAUACUUUCAACAAAUUCAACUAAAAUACUAGAUAAAAUAAUUUUCAAAUGUUGUUUUGCUCCUGUAUUGCUGAGCGCCACAUACACAGGUCUGACAAUUAAGUUCGCGAACUCAUCUUAGAAAAAGUGCUAUAUACCUCCUUGCUGAAUAUCACUACAGUCACCUUCGAUGUCCUCCCCUUGGGAAGCUAUGACCAACACCAGCACCUAGUCCACCCUUCAAAGCUAUUUUAGAACUCUUUUUCUGGAAUAGUCAUCAUAGCUGUCUUCGUAUUAUUCUUGAUGUCCUGAAUGUCAUCAAAAUAUUUUCCUUUCAAUAUUUCCUUUAUCUUUGGGUAAAGAAAAGUCAUUGGGGGUUAGAUAAGGUGAGUACGGAGGGAGUUCCAAUACAAUUAUUUGUUUACUGGUUAAAAACUCCCUCACAGACAGUGCCAUGUGAGCUGGUGCAUUGUCAUGAUGCCAGAGCCAAAAAAAAGUUCAGGUCGUUUUCGUCUAACUU